Messenger RNA from Zea mays, 1601 nucleotides. RefSeq names its product putative alcohol dehydrogenase superfamily protein. Gene Ontology annotation, molecular function: S-(hydroxymethyl)glutathione dehydrogenase [NAD(P)+] activity; zinc ion binding; alcohol dehydrogenase (NAD+) activity. The record is from RefSeq and is marked provisional. The transcript has 10 exons. Bases 96 to 1292 code for a protein of 398 amino acids. Gene Ontology annotation, biological process: formaldehyde catabolic process. Lineage: Eukaryota; Viridiplantae; Streptophyta; Magnoliopsida; Poales; Poaceae. Gene Ontology annotation, cellular component: cytosol.
CUAGAGCCAAGAGCUCCAUCCAUUUCAUUUCCUCCACUCUCUAAAAAGUAGACCAGCCAGGGGAGAGAAGUGAGGCAUCGAAGGAAGCCCCCACCAUGGCGGCCAACGGCAAGAGCAGCUUGGCGAACGGCGCCUCCACCGGGGGAAAGCCCAUCAAAUGCAAAGCGGCGGUGGCGUGGGGGCCCGGCGAGCCGCUUGUGAUGGAGGAGGUGGAGGUGGCGCCGCCGGGGCGCCUGGAGGUGCGCGUGAAGCUGCUCUUCACCUCCAUCUGCCACACCGAUCUCAGUUUCUUGAAGGGAGAGAACGAGCUGCACCGCAAGUUCCCCCGCAUCCUGGGCCAUGAGGCAGCCGGAGUGGUGGAGAGCGUGGGGGACGGGGUGGAGGAUCUGGCCGCCGGCGACCAUGUGAUCCCCAUCUUCAACGGCGAGUGCGGGGCGUGCGCCUACUGCGAGUCCGAUCGGACAAACCUGUGCGGGACCUACCGCGUGGACGCUUCCAAGAGCACCAUGGUCUCUGACGGCGGCACCAGGUUCUCCGUAGCGGACCGCGUGUCCGGCCGCACCGUGCCGGUCUACCACUUCCUCAACACCUCAACCUUCACCGAGUACACCGUGCUGGACGCGGCCUGCGCCGCCAAGGUCAACCCCGAGGCACCACUGCAAAAGAUGUGCCUCCUCAGCUGUGGCAUCUCCACAGGAGUUGGGGCUGUAUGGAACACAGCCAACGUUUCCGCGGGCUCCACCGUUGCGAUUUUCGGCCUUGGCGCUGUCGGGCUCGCGGUUGCUGAGGGUGCCAGGCUACGAGGGGCAGCUCGGAUCAUCGGUGUUGACAUAAACCCUGAAAAGUUCACCAAAGGGAGAGAGAUGGGCGUCACUGACUUUGUCGACUCCAGGGCCUCUGACAAACCGGUGCACGAGGUGAUCAGGGAGAUGACCCAUGGAGGUGUCGACUACAGCUUUGAGUGUACCGGGAUCAACGGCGUGCUGCGAGAGGCCUUCGUGUCCACGCAUGACGGUUGGGGCCUGACGGUGGUGCUGGGGAUCCAUGCGACGCCCAAGAUGCUGCCGCUGCACCCGAUGGAGCUCUUCGACGGCCGUCGGAUCACCGCCUGCGUCUUCGGUGACGUCAAGGGGAAGUCCCAGCUGCCGGCCAUCGUCGACAAGUGCGUCAACGGGGACCUGGAUAUAAACCUUGACGGGUUCAUAACACACAGGAUGCCCUUCUCGGACAUCAACAAAGCCAUCCAGUUGCUGGAGGAAGGCAAGUCCCUUAGAUGCGUGCUCAACCUCUGAUGGACAUGGACCGACCACCACACAUGCAUGCGUGGGAGAUUAUUGUCCUUGGUUAGUUUGGUUACUACAGAAAUAAUCAAAUAAAUAUAGAAUCCGCAGUGUGUGUCGAGUUGUACAAUUCACGUGUGCACCAGUGCUACUUUAUUGUAAAGGAGGGUGUGAUUGAAGCCAACUAGUAGCAGCAGGGCACAAGUGUUGUUUCUAUCGUACAUGUGCUGUGAUGUCUCAAAGUUAUCUCGGUUCUCACAACACAACUUAUUGUCAUAAAAUAUGCUGAUCUUUGAUUUUACAUAACAAACUUGUUUCGCU